This is a messenger RNA of Papilio xuthus (Asian swallowtail), 843 nucleotides long. RefSeq lists its product as uncharacterized. The transcript has 4 exons. Bases 95 to 685 code for a protein of 196 amino acids. Lineage: Eukaryota; Metazoa; Arthropoda; Insecta; Lepidoptera; Papilionidae. The record is from RefSeq and is a predicted model, not a curated record.
AUCAUUCGUGCACGCACCAAAGCAUUGACUCUACUGUCGUCUGCUCGUAUUCCAUAAAAAAGUUUUCAUUGAAAUACAGAACAGAAACUUAAAAAUGUUGGCAAUAACUUUAGCAAUUCUAGUAUUGUCAGGGACAGUUUUCUCUGAAAUAACAAUAGGAGGAAUUGAAAGGACUAUGAGCCCCGGUGUCAAGAGUAUGGGAUAUAAAAUAAUUUACGGCGAAGACGAUAUUGCAGAAGUUAACGAGGUUGUUAAGAAAAAAGAGAAACUGGAUAUGUUGAAGAGCAAAGUCAAUAUCAAUGAAGCUGUCCCGCCGCUGCAGCCGCAAGACGUCAAAUGUUUGAUGUCAACGGAUAAUCAUUGCACCAAAAACAUGUACGAAAUUAAAGGAAUUCUCAUUGAAGCACUGAAGAAUGAUUGUGAAAAAUGUUCUGUAAUUGAAAAAGAGAAAGCUGGUAAAAUUGUAGCGUCCAUGUUGGCACACGAUCCCGUCGCUUGGAAAAUAUUCCUUACGAGGUACGCUAUGUUUACGAAACUAAAUGCAAAAACUGAUAAUGAUACAAAGCAAAAGACAUUUCGAUAUAAAGUUAAAGGUGAACCUGAAGAGUUACACGAAUCUAAAAACAGAAUUAUUUCACCAGGCGCUUCAGUUAGAGUGAGAAGGUAUACAUUGGAGCGAGUUUGAAUAUAUGAAAAAUAGAUAUUAAAUUGAAAAUACAUUUAAGUCUGCUAAGACAUUAUAAAAAAUUGCCAAUAUAAAUCUGUAUUUAAUGAAAAAUGCAAAUGUAGUUGUACACAGGAUGUCCUAUUGCAUCGUCUUUUUUAUACAUAUUUUUAAUUGUC